Polypterus senegalus (gray bichir) is the source of this 2054-nucleotide messenger RNA. Its product is annotated as zinc finger BED domain-containing protein 4-like. The transcript has 2 exons. Gene Ontology annotation, molecular function: protein dimerization activity. The coding region runs from base 271 to 1488 and encodes 405 amino acids. NCBI's taxonomy places the organism in Eukaryota, Metazoa, Chordata, Cladistia, Polypteriformes, Polypteridae. The record is from RefSeq and is a predicted model, not a curated record.
AUCAAAACUAAUAAGUCAAAUAGCCGCAGUUGAAAAUCUGUCUGUCACUGUGGACAUCUGGUCAGAUAGAAGAAUGAGAGGCUACCUUGGCGUCACCGCUCACUGGAUAAACACUGCAGCAGAUGCUAUAACACUGAAAUCUCAUCUACUAGCUUGCAACCGCUUCAAGGGGUCACAUACAGGAGAGAGAAUUUGUGAGUAAUUUGAAUAUGUGAUCAGUAUAAAGUUAAACAAAAGAUCGAUUAUAUAAUUUGUGACAAUGCUGCAAACAUGAAGAAGUCAUUCACCACAUGUUUUCCCAGUUCAGAUGAAGCAGAUGAGAAUGAUGAUGACUGCCUGGAUGAUGCAGAACUAUGGAAUGCCCUUCCGGUUGAAGAGGAGGAGAGGCUGAACGUGACAUUGACCUCCAAAAGUCAGUAUAGACUACAGUGCUUUGCACACACACUACAAUUGGUUGUUGGUAAUGGCCUUAAAGAGACCAGGGCAGCCAGUUCAGCUCUGGCCAAAGCAUCCUGGAUCAGUUCUCUGCUCCACACAAGUACUUCUUAUAAGGAGGAAUUUGAGAAAGAAUUUGGCCAAUGUGGAGUUCCUGCUUCAGUUGUUACUCGAUGGAAUUCGACAUUCCGACAGCUGAGGUCUUUGCUUAAGUGUGACUACCAAACUUUGUGCAAAGUUUUGGAUGUUAGAGGGCACAGAGAGACUGUUUUCACUCUAAGAGAGUGGGCUCAGAUUAAAGAACUGGUCAGCAUUCUGAAGCCUUUUGCUGAUGCCACUGAUCGCACACAGGGAGACAAAGUUGUAACCAUAAGUGCUGUGAUUCCCUGUGUUCUCUCUCUCAACCAUCACUUGGAAAACCAGAAAGAAGGAACACAAUACUUGAUCAGCCUUAUCCACAGUCUUCAAAAAUCACUGCAAAGAAGAUUCAAAGGCAUCUUCGUCAAUGUAAAAAUGUCUCAGCCAGAGACCAAUGAAGGAAUUCCACCAUUCUCUGAUCCUGUUUAUGUCAAAGCAGCUGUUCUUGAUCCAGCCUUUGGGGUUAUGUGGAUCGAACACGAUGUAUUGGUUGAUGACAAGCUAAAGGAGCAGUUGACCAUGGAAGUAAAAAAUCUGAUUCUUCAGGAGACAGACCAUACCAGUACGGAACAAACAGGUCAUGGGGAUGAAGAAGAGCAAAUCGAAGAUGAUGAAACUAGGCUGUUCUUUUACCACAAAAAGCUAAAGAAAUCCACUCAUUCCAGCCCUGCUGCCCAGCUCAACCAGUACCUGGAAAAUUGCGAUGGCCAGAACUGCCUUUUGUUUUGGGGAAUGAACAAGGAAAAAAUGCCUUCACUGUUCCAAAUAGCAAUGAGGGUAUUAGCUGUGUCUGAGUCAAGCGCACCUGUCGAGCGUGUGUUCAGCCAUGGAGGGAUUAUAAUGCGGCCCCAUCGUUCACAACUUAGUUCCAAUGUCUUGGCAAACCUUAUUUUCUGUAAAUGCAACACCUUUUAGACCAUUUCCAGUAAAUUGAACGGUGUGUGUUCAGUCAUAGAGGAAUUAAUAUGUGGCCCUAGCAUCAACAACUUAGUUCCAAUGUUUUGGCAAACCUUAUUUUUUGUAAAUGCAUGUUUACAGGUUUCAUGUGUUUUAGACCGUUCCAGUUAAAGGAUUAGUUUAGUUUAAUAACAACAAUGUACAGAUAAUGUACUCACCCCCUUGUCAUCCAAGAUGUUCAUGUCUUUCUUUCCUCGAUCAUUAAGAAAUUGUUUUUUUGAGGAAAACAUUUCAGGAUUUCUCUCUGUAUAAUGGAUAUAUAUGGCACCCCGAAGUUUGAAUUUCCAAAAUGUAGUUUAAAUGCAGCUUCAGAAGACUCUAAAUGAUUCCAGCCGAGGAGGAAGAGUCUUAUCUAGCGAAACAAUCAGUUAUUUUCUAAACAAAUGGACAAUUUAUAUACUUUUUAACCUCAAAUGCUGGUCUUGUGUUGUCUCUGCGCAGUCUGUCCAGCUCUCCUGAAGUAACUGCCUGCCUAUCUCCAGGAAUCUCCUCCAUGCCCUUGAAACUGUGCUGGGAGACACGGC